AUCAGUUUGUGCUCUUCAGAAUUUGGAUGAUUCAAAGAUUGAGUAUAAAGAGAGGUUCAUGAGAUUGGCUGCAAGAAUUUGAGUUAAAUCCAAGGUUCUUGCUUUUCUUUGGGUUAUUUAUUGAAGACUUUUUAGUAGUGGAUACUGGAUCCUAGAUAAUACUUCACUUUUAAAGCUCAGUAAUUUGGAAUUGCAAAGAUGGUGGCAAGAUCAUGCAUGAAUUUGUUGAACUUGGUGUCAGGGGACAUUUAUAAUUUCCCUCAAUCUCCCAGAGCUCUUCCCCGAGUUAUGACUGUUCCAGGAAUUAUGUCUGAUGUAGAUGGCAAAUGCAGGGACAAUGAUGAUUCAAAUGCUUUCUCGUCAGAAUACAAUCGCAAGAUAAUUAUAGUAGCAAAUUUUCUUCCUCUCAAUGCUCAGAAGGACAAAAUAUCUGGCAAAUGGUGCUUUAGUUAUGACGAAGAUUCAAUUUUGUUGCAAUUAAAGGAUGGUCUCCCUUUAGACACUGGUGUUGUUUAUGUCGGAUCGCUGAAGGUUGAUGUUGAUGCUACUGAACAAGAUAAAGUUUCUGUCGAGUUGCUGGAGGAAUUCAAUUGCUUGCCUACCUUUAUUCCUUCAGACCUCCAAAAACAAUUUUAUAAUGGAUUCUGCAAGCAACAUUUGUGGCCUCUAUUCCAUUACAUGCUGCCCAUGUAUCCACAUUACUGUAAUCGCUUUGAUAGGUCACUGUGGCAGGCUUAUGUUUCUGCUAACAAGAGAUUUGCAGACAAAGUCUUGGAAGUCAUUAAUCCAGAAUAUGAUUACGUAUGGGUUCAUGAUUAUCAUCUUAUGGUUCUUGCAACAUUUUUGCGGAAGAAGUAUUGUCGUGUCAAGCUAGGAUUUUUCCUCCACAGUCCAUUUCCUUCAUCGGAAAUAUUUCGCGCUCUGCCUGUUAGGGAUGAAAUAUUGAAAGCACUACUUAAUGCAGAUUUAAUUGGUUUUCAUACAUUUGAUUAUGCUCGCCAUUUUCUAUCCUGCUGCAGUCGAAUUCUUGGCUUAAAAUAUGAAUGCAAAAGGGGUUACAUUCAACUUGAAUACUUUGGCCGUGUAAUAUUCAUCAAAAUUUUGCCCGUUGGGAUUCAUAUGGGUCGACUUCAAUCUGCCUUAGAUCACCCUUCUACUUUAGCCAAAGUCAGAGAAAUCAGUGAGAAAUUUAAGGGGAAAAAACUUAUUCUUGGUGUUGAUGAUAUGGAUGUUUUUAAAGGUAUCGGCCUAAAGUUCUUGGCCAUAGAACAACUCCUUCAACAAUAUCCAGAAUUGCAGGGUGAAUUAAUACUGAUCCAAAUUGUAAAUCCACCUAGGAGCACUGGCAAUGAUAUUGAGGAAGAAAAGAAGGAGAUAUACAUUACUGCCAAAAGGAUAAAUGAAAGGUUUAGUUUGCCAGGUUAUGAACCUGUCAUCAUCAUUGAUCAACCUAUUUCUUUAUAUGAGAAGACAUCAUACUAUGCUUUGGCAGAAUGUUGCAUUGUGAAUGCGGUGCGGGAUGGUAUGAAUUUGGUUCCUUACAAAUACGUUGUCUGCAGGCAUGGGAGUCCUAAAAUGGAUGAAGCUUUAGAAAUUGCUUCUGAAUCCCCUCGUACAAGUGCACUUGUUGUUUCUGAGUUUAUAGGUUGCACUCCAUCUCUUAGUGGGGCAAUCAGGGUAAACCCAUGGGACAUUAAUGCUGUGGCUGAUGCACUGAAUUUGGCCAUCACAAUACCUAGUGGAGAGAAACAACUGCGUCAUGAGAAUCACUAUCGAUAUGUUAGCUCUCAUGAUGUAGCUUACUGGGUCCGAUGUUUUAUGAAAGAUCUAGAGCACUCGUGCAGGGAUCACUAUAAUAAAAAUUGCUGGGGCUUUGGCUUUGGCCUGAGUUUCAGAAUUUUAUCUCUUUCUCCUAGUUUCAGUAAGUUGUCUAUAGACCACAUUGUCUCUGCAUAUAGAAGGAAAAAUUGCAGGGCACUGUUUUUGGAUUAUGAUGGUACAAUCAUACCUCAAACAUCCAUUGUUAAAACCCCUGGUCCUGAAGUCAUAACUGUUCUGAAUAACCUUUGCAAUGACCCUAACAACAUUGUGUUUAUAGUAAGUGGCAGGGGGAAAACCACACUGAGUGAAUGGUUCGAUCAGAUUGAGAAUCUUGGUAUAGCAGCUGAGCAUGGUUAUUUUCUAAGGUGGGGUCAACAAUCAACUUGGGAAAUAAGUCAUCCAAGUACAACUUGGGAAAUAAGUCAUCCAAGUACUAAUUUUUCUUGGAAAAGGAUUGUUGAACCUGUAAUGAGAUUGUAUACUGAGGCAACGGAUGGCUCCUAUAUAGAGACCAAAGAGAGUGCCUUGGUAUGGCACUACUAUGAUGCUGAUCCUGAUUUUGGAUCUUGGCAAGCCAAGCAGCUGUUUGAUCACCUUGAAAGUUUAUUUGCAAAUGAACCUGUAGUUGUUAAGAAGGGAAAGCAUAUUAUAGAAGUCAAGUCACAGGGAAUCACUAAAGGGUUAGUUGCAGAGGAAGUUCUGUCUACAAUGGCCAGGGACGGGAAAUUGCCAGAUUUUGUAUUGUGCAUAGGGGAUGAUAGAUCUGAUGAGGAUAUGUUUGAGAGCUUAUUAACCAAAGCUUAUAGUGGAACCUCUUCUCCUGCACCAGAAAUCUAUGCAUGCACUGUUGGUCAGAAACCAAGUAAAGCUAGGUACUACUUAGAUGAUGUUGUGGAUGUGAUGAGGUUGCUUCAAGCUCUUGGUACCGUUUCAGUGCCUUAAUCAAGAUAUUCUGAAGAAGGCUCUUCUGGAAAAAAACAGAAAUCUGUUUUGAGAAUGUUGUUUGAAAUGCAAACUUUACCUAUAUCUAUUUUAAUACUUGUUUUUCAUACAUAGACAUGCUUCAAGGAAGUCGUUUAAAAUUUGAUUUUCAGGUUUUGAUUAUUGAGGAUGCUGUGGCAUUAGUUUCUAGACAAUGAGCAUCAAGGGUUAGAGUUGCUGCUUUUGAUUGGUGGGUGGGGGAAAAUGGAUGUUUAUUCUGUAUCUUUUUUUUUUUUUUUUAGUACAUUGUUUAUGCUGUCUUUUAGCAGUACUUUAGAUAUUGAGAAAUAUUUUUAGGUUCUGAAUCUAGGCA
Messenger RNA from Gastrolobium bilobum, 3115 nucleotides. Its product is annotated as probable alpha,alpha-trehalose-phosphate synthase [UDP-forming] 9. The transcript has 5 exons. The record is from RefSeq and is a predicted model, not a curated record. Gene Ontology annotation, biological process: trehalose biosynthetic process. Lineage: Eukaryota; Viridiplantae; Streptophyta; Magnoliopsida; Fabales; Fabaceae. The coding region runs from base 199 to 2763 and encodes 854 amino acids. Gene Ontology annotation, molecular function: catalytic activity. Gene Ontology annotation, cellular component: cytosol.